This is a messenger RNA of Bradysia coprophila, 1696 nucleotides long. RefSeq names its product eukaryotic initiation factor 4A-I-like. Gene Ontology annotation, molecular function: nucleic acid binding; RNA helicase activity; ATP binding. Lineage: Eukaryota; Metazoa; Arthropoda; Insecta; Diptera; Sciaridae. The record is from RefSeq and is a predicted model, not a curated record.
AUAGAAAGGACUGUAUUACCCAGAGCUUGCCAUUAUUUUUGUCGUUGUUAUCGAUAACAGAUGAAUAGCCGUAUGUGACAGGUUAAAUUUAUUAAUUUUUCCCAUCGUCUUCAGGGAAUAGCGAACAUGCUCAUAAUUGAUGAAGGUAUCAAUGAACAUAAAGCUGGCAUUCCUAAAGUUAUACUGAAAAAGUCAUGUCCCUAUCACCAGAAGCAAAUCGAAGAAAUGAUGACGACGAUUAUGGCAACAAGUCAUACGAUAAUAGUGGAAUGGAACCGGACGGUUUAAUCGAAUCCAAUUGGAAUGAAAUCGUUGACAGCUUUGAUGAUAUGAACUUGAAGGAGGAGCUCCUACGCGGCAUCUAUGCGUACGGCUUUGAGAAACCAUCAGCGAUUCAGCAACGCGCAAUAUUGCCUUGCAUUAAAGGCCACGAUGUUAUUGCUCAGGCUCAGUCUGGCACUGGAAAAACCGCAACAUUCUCAAUUGCUAUAUUGCAACAAAUCGACACCGUCGACACGAUGGAAUGUCAAGCAUUGAUUUUGGCACCGACUCGUGAAUUGGCUACACAAAUUCAGAAGGUCGUAAUUGCACUUGGCGAUUAUAUGAAUGUAGCUUGUCAUGCCUGUAUUGGAGGGACCAAUGUUCGAGAAGAUGUCCGCAAGCUGGAGAUAGGAACACACGUCGUAGUCGGGACACCAGGCCGAGUUAAUGAUAUGAUCAGCCGAAAGGUUCUACGCACAAAACAUAUUAAAUUGUUUGUGUUGGAUGAGGCUGAUGAAAUGUUAUCCAGAGGAUUCGCUGAUCAAAUUCAUGAUGUUUUCCGUAACUUAAACAGCGAAGUGCAAGUAAUUUUGCUGUCGGCUACCAUGCCAGAGAGUGUACUUCAGGUCAGCAAGAAGUUUAUGCGUGAACCGGUACGGAUCUUAGUGAAAAAAGAGGAGCUAACGCUUGAAGGUAUUAAGCAAUUUUAUGUUUUUGUCGAGAUUGAAGACUGGAAACUGGGAACGUUGUGCGAUCUGUACAAUACAUUGUCGAUUGCACAGUCUGUGAUUUUUUGUAAUACGAGACGUAAGGUCGAUCAACUAACCGAACAAAUGACACUACAGCAAUUCACUGUAUCGACGUUGCAUGGAGAUCUUGAUCAGCGCGAGAGGGACAUCAUCAUGCAACAGUUUCGCACUGGUUCAUCUCGUGUCCUAAUUACUACCGAUAUUCUCGCUAGAGGUAUCGAUGUACAACAAGUAUCAUUAGUUAUCAACUACGACCUACCGUCCAACCGUGAAAAUUACAUUCAUCGUAUUGGCCGUGGAGGACGAUUCGGACGAAAGGGUGUCGCUGUCAAUUUUAUCACCGAGAAAGAUAAGCGUACCUUGCAUGACAUUGAAGAAUUUUACAAUACACGAAUUGAGGAGAUGCCGAUCAAUGUGGCAGACUUGAUUUAAGACGAUUGUGCGAACAAAAACGAAAAUCAAGAUGAGACCGUACGUCUGUGACACAAAGGUGUGAUGUGCUUGAUGUAGCACACCGAUUUUGUAUUAAUUCCCUUUCCAUUUGUGUUCGUGUAAUGCAACCCAAUUAUUUUUUAUUUUUUUAACUUAUUUACUCUAACUAAGUAAAAGUGAACUCUAGAAAAGUACUAAGUACGACAAAUUAUGAAGAUUUAUUGAUUUUGGAAUAAAGUAAGCUGCUCUUGAAA